Hypanus sabinus (Atlantic stingray) is the source of this 1755-nucleotide messenger RNA. RefSeq names its product carabin. The record is from RefSeq and is a predicted model, not a curated record. Lineage: Eukaryota; Metazoa; Chordata; Chondrichthyes; Myliobatiformes; Dasyatidae. Bases 57 to 1577 code for a protein of 506 amino acids. The transcript has 12 exons.
CGCGUUACUCCUCAGGGAAGAGACUGUACCUGCACUGGCACCGGCGGCUACCGAGUAUGGACAACUGCCCGUCUGGGAAGCGGUGUGUCCUUGGCUUCGAUGAGUUCGGGUUUGCCGUGUUCCGGAGACAUUGUCGCAGGUGGAGACGGCAGCACCGCAGCCAUGAUUACAGUUUCCCAAGCGUCAGUACAUCCAGGAUGGAACUGUGGCAAGAUAUCCUCAACAACUGGAGUGAGGCUGGUGCGCAGUGGACAGAUAAGAUACAUAGCUUCAUAGAAUCUGGUGUUCCCACCAAGCUACGUGGUCAGCUGUGGAAAUGCCUUUUGGGGAGCGAUGGAGUUAAACAGAUCAGCACGCACACCUACCAGGAUUAUGUGCAAGAUCUCCGCAGCCGGCUGGCUGUUCUUGGUGUGAAUGAAUAUGGCGUGCAGAUGGCUGUGUCCACGCUAGCCAGUGCGCAAAGGGUAUGGGCAGAAAUGGAUGGUGGAACCAGGAAUCUGUCACCUGACCAACACCCAGAAGUCAAGAUUGAAAUCCUGAGACAGAUUGUGCUGGACGUAGAGCGAUCUUUUCCAACACACUGCUCCCUGAUGGGCAGGAGCCCAGAAGCUAAAGAAGGGCAAGCAAGGCUUUUCCGUAUCCUCUCCGCAUAUGCAGAAUAUAACCCUCAGAUCGGCUACUGUCAAGGAAUGUCGUACAUUGCAGCCAUGCUCCUAAUGAAUAUGCAGGAAGAGGAUGCUUUCUGGGCUUUGGUUGUCCUACUAGAAACACCGAAGUACCUGGCAGGAUUUUACGAGCAUUCUCUGGAUACAAUCCAAAGGUAUGCUAAAAUCUUUGAACAGUUGCUGAAGCAUCGAAUGCCCUGUCUCUGGCAACACAUGGAGAACCUGAAAGUGGCUCCACUGUUGUUCAUCACCACUUGGUUCCUGACUCUUUUCACAUCCUUGCCCUGCUGGGACACAGUGUUGGCGAUCUGGGACCUGAUUAUUCUGGAUGGCAUCAAUAUAAUAUUCAGCACGGGCCUGUGCAUCCUGCAGCUACUGGAACCACGACUGCUUGCCAUGUCUGAUGUCUCCCUCCUCCUUCCCACACUGCUGCGGAUUCCUGUCGAUGUCUCCAGAUACAGUACCCUGAUCCCAGCCCUCUGGAUGACCAAGGUGUACAACUGGGAGCUGGACUGCAUGCAGUGUGUAGUGUUGGAGGAAGAGGAAGAAGAGGUGCUGCCCUCAGGCAGACACUCCAUUCAAACAUCUGCUGUGACGGAGGUGACAAACAUGGAGAGAAAAGAUGCAACUAACCUGAAAGGAGAUGACGGGAAGAAACCUUCUAAGUCAAGUGCAUCAACAGGAAGAGGACACGAGACACUGAAGAACAUGUUCACUAAGAUUGGAAAGAUCGCACGAUGUCACCUUAAGAACCUGUGCCAUUUGCCUGAAGACCCUGCGGUGAGCCAGUCGCAGGAUAGGACACCAGUUGCUCUGGGUCACUCAAAGAGGCGACCUUCUGCCCUUGGUGGUAAAGGGGUAGUGUGGAGGGUGACCUACAGGAGUGGCCGGACCGAGCGAACCCCACCUUGAUAACAUCAGCUUUGUCAUCAAAAUUUUCAUUGUUUCAUCUUCCACUUUAGGAAAGAAAAUCUCUUGAAAUGGACAACUGUGAAUCAUACAUUAGGAUGUGUCUGUAAACCUGCCUACCUGAAGUAACUUACUCUUUGAAAUGUAUGUUUUCAAAUGGCUUUUGCUUGUAUCUCAUGAA